Molecule: messenger RNA, 2626 nt
Organism: Hevea brasiliensis (rubber tree)
Lineage: Eukaryota; Viridiplantae; Streptophyta; Magnoliopsida; Malpighiales; Euphorbiaceae
Product: trihelix transcription factor DF1
Exons: 2
Coding region: 263-2224 (653 amino acids)
Source: RefSeq, a predicted model, not a curated record
GAAAAAUUACUGGUGAUAUAAAUAUAAAAAGAAAAAGAAUCAACUUCUUGAGAUUGACAAGCAGAUCUCACCGAAAUAAAUUAAUAAAUUCACCAUACAAGCGCAACAGGCCAUCUUCAUAAAACCUUCGACAGAAUUCUCCUUCUUCUUUUGCUUUGAUGAUGGUAUAUUUUUAUUUUUUCUUGUGAUUUUUAUUUUUAUUUUUCUUCCACGCACGCAAAACUACUGUAAUUGAAGAAACAGAGAGAAACAAAAGAGUCCUAUGCUAGGGGACUCAAGUAGUUUGCUAGCAACCACAACAACAGCCGCUGUUGCUGGUGGUGGUGGUGGUGGUGGUGGUGGUGUUGCUACUGCUGGUGGAAGUAGCAGCGAUCCUCCUCCUGCUCCUUCUACUCAUCAGCUACCUGGUGGUGGUGGUGCCCAUGAAAGCUCUAGUGAAGUUGGGCAUGUGGGCUCGAACAAUUCAUGUGAAGAUGAUAAAGGAAGAGGCGAUGAAGGUGACCGCAGCUUUGGAGGUAACCGGUGGCCAAGACAAGAGACUUUGGCACUCUUGAAAAUAAGGUCGGAUAUGGACGUGGCGUUUCGAGAUGCCAGUGUAAAGGGUCCCUUGUGGGAAGAGGUUUCCAGGAAGCUAGCAGAGCUUGGUUAUAAUCGAAGUGCGAAGAAAUGCAAGGAGAAGUUCGAGAACGUGUACAAGUACCACAAGAGAACCAGAGAAGGCCGAACUGGUAAACAAGAAGGCAAAACGUAUCGAUUUUUCGAUCAAUUAGCAGCGUUUGAGAAUCAUGCUUCUUUUUCACUCUCAUCACCACCACCACAGCAACCGCAGCAGGUGAAGCCUCAAACUCCAGCGGUGACGCCUCAAACUCCAGCGGUGACAACCAUAGCAAUGCCAGUGGUUAAUCCUCCGGCUCUUAGUGUUGGUGCAUCUCCUAUUAGUACUGUUCCAUCGACGAUAACUAAAGCAACACCAGUAGCUACUACUAGUAUGUCUCAAGGCAUUGUCACAACAGGAAUAAACCUCUCAAUCCCUUCAUUUCCAUUAACAAACCCUACAAUCUUACCCUCAGCACAAGAAACAACAAACCCUACAAUAAACCCAUCUUCUUUCUCUAACUUUUCCCCAGAUCUCCUCUCCAAUUCCACCUCUUCAUCCACAUCGUCAGACGUUGAAAUCCAUGGGCGGCAUAGGAAGAAAAGGAAAUGGAAGGACUUCUUCGAGAGGAUAAUGAAGGAAGUGAUACACAAGCAAGAGGAUAUGCAAAGGAAAUUCUUGGAAGCAAUAGAGAAACGCGAACACGAUAGAAUGGUGAGGGAAGAAUCCUGGAGGAUGCAAGAAAUGGCAAGAAUCAAUAGAGAGCGAGAAAUUUUAGCCCAAGAAAGAUCCAUAGCCGCUGCAAAGGAUGCUGCCAUAAUGGCAUUUUUGCAGAAGCUAUCUGACCAGCAAAAUCCAGGUCAACUUCAGAAUAAUCCUCCACCACCACAGGCACAGCAGCCACCACUGGCAAAGCCACCACCGCCGCCACAGCCACCAGCACCAGCUCGAGCCCCAACACCACAACCCAUAACUGUGGUACCAAUGGCAUCUGCAGUGACGCCACAGCCUGCGAUAAAUCUGGAAACGAAAUCAGGUAAUGGGGAUCAGAGUUUCACGCCAGCAAGCUCUUCGAGAUGGCCUAAGGUAGAAGUUGAAGCUUUAAUUAAGCUAAGGACUCAUCUUGAUUCCAAGUACCAAGAAAAUGGACCAAAAGGGCCACUAUGGGAGGAUAUCUCAGCUGGAAUGAGAAAGCUUGGCUACAAUCGAAGUGCGAAAAGAUGCAAAGAGAAAUGGGAAAACAUAAACAAGUACUUCAAGAAAGUGAAAGAGAGCAACAAGAAAAGGCCUGAAGAUUCAAAAACAUGUCCAUACUUUCACCAACUUGAUGCUUUAUAUAAAGAGAAGAACAAGAGCGACCCUUCAUCAAACAUUGAAUUCAAGCCUGAGAAUUCAGUGCCUUUAAUGGUACGGCCAGAGCAGCAAUGGCCUCCUCCUCAACAAGAACAUGGCCCAGCUGAUGAUUCAGUCAUGGAAGAUUUGGAAAGUGAUCAGGAUCAACAGAAUCAUCAAGAUGACGAUGAGAAAGAUGAUGAUGAUGAUGAUGAUGAAGAAGAAGAAGAAGAUGAAGCCGGAGGAUAUGAAAUUGUAGCCAACAGGCCAGCAACAAUGAGCUCAGCUGCUGGGUGAGAGUUUUGAAGUAUUUUAAGGCCAAAGAACAAAAAGCAAGAAAAGAGAAUUUUUGUGAGAGGCGUUCUUAGAUCCUAAUUGGAGUUGCAAGUUGCAAGCGGUGAUGGGCAAGAUUCCGGCAGCCGUGAAUUGGGGUGGAAGAAUCUCGUCAACUUGUAAGCAAGAAAACACAUGGUGAGGGAUCCAUAGCAUUUAGUCAGUGGAUUAUAUGUUUAAUUAUUUUUAUAAUUUAUUUAUUUUUUGCUAAAUAAAUAAGGUGAGAGGAAGAAGAAGAAGAGAGUUUCAGGUUCAAAAAGAAUAAAUGAAAAAUGAGACUAGUGUUGUAUUUUUCUUUUAUUUUCCAUGGUGGUGUAAAUGUUACAAUUUAGAAAUGGUUUUUAAUUAAUUUUUUCUAUGGCUCAA